Molecule: messenger RNA, 2134 nt
Organism: Ornithorhynchus anatinus (platypus)
Lineage: Eukaryota; Metazoa; Chordata; Mammalia; Monotremata; Ornithorhynchidae
Product: microtubule cross-linking factor 1-like
Exons: 4
Coding region: 264-2051 (595 amino acids)
Source: RefSeq, a predicted model, not a curated record
CCCUCCGGGCUCGGUUUUCAGCCGCAGUUUCCACUGCCUCUCUUCGGGGGAGGCCCGGUCCGUCUGGGCUGGGCAUCCCGGGUGACCCCCGAGGGGCAAGGAGAGCGGCCUGCCCACCCGCCUGGGGCUGCCCGUCUGUCUUACCACCUGUCCGAGGCCUCCCCUGACCUUUCCUGGCUCUUGCCUCCUUCCCUAAUCGUUGCCUUGGCCGCAGGAGCCCGUCGGGGCUUCCCCGUUUGCGCCGUCUCUUCUCCGGCCCGGAGAUGAGCUCGGCCCCGACUUCGGCGAGCGGAUCCUUUUCCGGCGGCAACAGCCACCAUCCGAGGCCCUUCUUCUACGCCCAGCCGAGCCCUUGGUACCCGAAUCAAAUCUACAGCCCCUACUGCGUGCCCGCGACAGGCUUCCGGAAUGGCAACCCCUAUCUUCCGUACUACUCGUUCGGCCUUCCCGACUACCCCGGGUUUCUUGUGCCCCAGCCCUCGGUGCCCACGAGGGUGAACUGCAGACCGUAUUUUAACCCUCCCUCUCCCGUGUUUUACCACACCGCACGCUUCCGCCAGCACGGCGCUCCGGGGAAGAGGACGGAGACCAAGGAGACCCAGACGGACGCCCGACAGCCGGAAAGCCAGGAGAAGAAGCCCCGGGAGCGCCGAGCGGGGCUGGACGGCCGCGACGCCGGCCGAGGGGCCGCCGGGGCCCCCCGGGAGCCGGGACGGGGCUCCGAGAGAGCGGACGCCGCCGUGGCCGCCGUCGGGCCGGGAGGGGAGUUCCAAGCCAAGGACCCCUCGGACGGCGGCGGCCAGUACAGAAACCUCUCCUCCGGGAGCUACACCUUCGAGAAGGAAGAGGUGCGCAUCGAGUACGGGGCCGGCGCCCCGGCCAUUCAGCUCUGGAAGUCCUUCAAAGAGACCAUCCCCCUGUACGACGUGGCGCCCGGCAAGGCUCUCCCCGAGAGCGUGGGGCCGUGCGACCUGUACUCGGUCAGCUCCUGCGAGGGGCUGAGCGUGCUCUACGACCCCCCCGAGGCGGCGGAGAUGCCGGCGGGGGCGUACCCGGACGACCCCAAAGGGGAUCCGGAAGCCCCGCCGGGCGCAGAGACCCAGGAACGGGGCCCCGGUGCGGAAACCGCGGGAGGGGCCGGGGAGCCGGGCGGCCCGAGCCGACCGGGCGGCGUCGCCUCGCCGAUCGCGGGCCGGGCCUGGUCCCCGGCGGCCAAGCGGACCCGUUCCUCGGGCUCCCGGACCCAGGAAGAGCCCAGCCAGCCCCAGGAGACGGAGGCUGACGACCCCCGGCCGAAGCCCGGGGCCCGGAGCUCCUACGACAGGCUGACCAAGAGCCUCUGGGACGAGGAGUCGCUCAAGAGGUACGUCUCUCCCCCGAGCUGGUUGGCCCGCUUCGACAGCAUCGACGCCAGCUACCACCACGGCCCCGGCCCGUCCCCGCGGAAGCACCCCAGCGCCGCCUUUGGGGCGGAGGACGUGCCCUCGUGGGACGAGGAGUCCUCCGGGGACCUCGCCGCCUCCGACUUCGUGGCGGAGAAGAGCGCCUACGCCUUCCGGAAGGGCCCGGAGCGGACGGGAAGGGAGGCGAUCGAGGGAAGCGGCUACCUGGACGAGGAGCCGCCCCCCGAGGUGGCCGGCAGGAGGGGGUACGGGAGCUGCCCGAGGCCGAGGAUCAAGGAGGCGGCGGACGGAGGCGGGGAGGCAGCCCCCGCCUGGAGGUCCGGCCGCAGGGCCGCCUCCUCGCCGAAGGCAAAAGCCACAAGGAGUCUGUCUCUGUCUGACCCCGAAGACCUGGAGGACUACUGGGUGGUGGGGGUGGAGGAGGAGGAGGAGAUCGAAGAAGACGAGGACAAGGUGAAAGUGGAAUACCUCUUUCGAAAAGCCGGCCCCCGGGGCCUCCCGACUCCCGGGGGAGGCGGCUUCUACAGGCAGUUGGCCAGCGGGUGCUGCGGGAGCCGCCUCGGAGCGCCGCGCCUACCCAGAUCUUCAGCCGGCCCGCCGGGGACAGGCGGAAACCCAAGAGCGAGUCGUACUCGGGCGGCGCGGUGAUGCGCAGGCUGAAGGAGAAGGAGCGGUUGGACCUGGCCUUCCGGGACCACCUGAAGAGGUGUUCGGUGGCCGAGCUGGAAGGG